GGAGGAGGAGGAGGCGGCGGCGGAAUAGGCCGGGGCAGGUCGCGCUCGCUGCCUGCUCCCUUGAAGAGAGACGCGGGGGGAGGGGGGUGCGGCGAGCGGCUCCGCUCUCUCCCCAAGGCUCCGCUCGCGCCCCAGUGUAAUGAGGGUCACCCCCUCCCCCCAGCCGGCCCGGGAGGGGGCGCGGGGCACGAUUGAUGCUGGCCCAGGAUGGAUCAGACCUGUGAACUACCUAGAAGAAAUUGUCUGCUGCCCUUUUCCAAUCCAGUGAAUUUAGAUGCCCCUGAAGACAAGGACAGCCCUUUCGGUAAUGGUCAAUCCAAUUUUUCUGAGCCACUUAAUGGGUGUACUAUGCAGUUAUCGACUGCCAGUGGAACAUCCCAAAAUGCUUAUGGACAAGAUUCUCCAUCUUGUUACAUUCCACUGCGGAGACUACAGGAUUUGGCCUCCAUGAUCAAUGUAGAGUAUUUAAAUGGGUCUGCUGAUGGAUCAGAAUCCUUUCAAGACCCUGAAAAAAGUGAUUCAAGAGCUCAGUCGCCAAUUGUUUGCACUUCCUUGAGUCCUGGUGGUCCAACAGCACUUGCUAUGAAACAGGAACCCUCUUGUAAUAACUCCCCCGAACUCCAGGUAAAAGUAACAAAGACUAUCAAGAAUGGCUUUCUGCACUUUGAGAAUUUUACUUGUGUGGACGAUGCAGAUGUAGAUUCUGAAAUGGACCCAGAACAGCCAGUCACAGAGGAUGAGAGUAUAGAGGAGAUCUUUGAGGAAACUCAGACCAAUGCCAUCUGCAAUUAUGAGCCUAAAUCAGAGAAUGGUGUAGACGUGGCCAUGGGAAAUGAACAAGACAGCACACCAGAGAGUAGACAUGGUGCAGUCAAAUCGCCAUUCUUGCCAUUAGCUCCUCAAACUGAAACACAGAAAAAUAAGCAAAGAAAUGAAGUGGACGGCAGCAAUGAAAAAGCAGCCCUUCUCCCAGCCCCCUUUGCACUAGGAGAUACAAACGUUACCAUAGAAGAGCAAUUAAACUCAAUAAAUUUAUCUUUUCAGGAUGAUCCAGACUCCAGUACCAGUACAUUAGGAAACAUGCUAGAAUUACCUGGAACUUCAUCAUCAUCUACUUCACAGGAAUUGCCAUUUUGUCAACCCAAGAAAAAGUCUACGCCACUGAAGUAUGAAGUUGGAGAUCUCAUCUGGGCAAAAUUCAAGAGACGCCCAUGGUGGCCCUGCAGGAUUUGUUCUGAUCCGUUGAUUAACACACAUUCAAAAAUGAAAGUUUCAAACCGGAGGCCCUAUCGACAAUACUACGUGGAGGCUUUUGGGGACCCUUCAGAGAGAGCCUGGGUGGCUGGAAAAGCAAUCGUCAUGUUCGAAGGCAGACAUCAAUUUGAAGAGCUACCUGUUCUUAGGAGAAGAGGGAAGCAGAAAGAAAAAGGAUAUAGGCACAAGGUUCCUCAGAAAAUUUUGAGUAAAUGGGAAGCCAGUGUUGGUCUUGCUGAACAGUAUGAUGUUCCCAAAGGGUCGAAGAACCGAAGAUGUGUCAGCAGUUCAAUCAAGUUGGACAGUGAGGAGGAUAUGCCAUUUGAGGAUUGUACAAAUGAUCCUGAAUCAGAACAUGACCUAUUACUUAAUGGCUGCUUGAAAUCUCUGGCUUUUGACUCUGAACAUUCUGCAGAUGAAAAGGAAAAGCCUUGUGCUAAGUCUCGAGCCAGAAAGAGUUCUGAUAAUCCCAAAAGGACUAGUAUGAAAAAGGGCCACAUGCAAUUUGAAGCACAUAAGGAAGAACGAAGGGGAAAGAUUCCAGAGAACCUUGGCCUAAGCUUUAUUUCUGGGGAUGUAUCUGAUAAGCAGGCCUCUAAUGAACUUUCCAGGAUAGCAAACAGCCUCACAGGGUCCAACACUGCCCCAGGAAGUUUCCUAUUUUCUUCUUGUGGAAAAAACACAGCAAAGAAGGAAUUUGAGACUUCAAAUUGUGACUCUUUACUGGGCUUGUCUGAGGGUGCCUUGAUCUCUAAACAUUCUGAGGAAAAGAAGAAACUCCAACGAGGUUUGAUGUGUAGUUCAAAAGUACAGCUCUGUUAUAUUGGAGCAGGUGAUGAAGAAAAGCGAAGUGAUUCCAUUAGUAUCUGUACCACCUCUGAUGAUGGAAGCAGUGAUCUGGAUCCCAUAGAUCACAGUUCAGAGUCUGAUAACAGUGUCCUUGAAAUUACAGAUGCUUUUGAUAGAACAGAGAACAUGUUAUCUGUUCAGAAAAAUGAAAAGGUAAAGUAUACUAGGUAUCCUGCCACAAACACUAAGGUAAAAGCAAAGCAGAAGUCCCUCAUUACUAACUCACAUACAGACCACUUAAUGGAUUGUGCUAAGACAGCAGAGCCUGGAACUGAAACAUCUCAGGUUAAUCUCUCUGAUCUUAAAGUAUCUGCUGUUGUUCGCAAACCCCAGUCAGAUUUUAGAAAUGAUAGUUUCUCUCCAAAAUUCAACACACCAUCAAGCAUUUCCAGUGAGAACUCACUAAUAAAAGGUGGGGCUACAAAUCAAGCUCUGUUACAUGCAAAAAGCAAACAGCCCAAGAUCCGAAGUAUAAAGUGCAAACAUAAAGAAAAUCCCGUUGUAGUGGAACCUCCAGUUACAAAUGAGGACUGCAGUUUGAAAUGCUGCUCUUCUGAUACCAAAGGCUCUCCUUUGGCCAGCAUAUCCAAAAGUGGGAAAGUGGAUGGGCUAAAACUACUGAGCAACAUGCAUGAGAAAACCAGGGAUUCAAAUGACAUAGAAACAGCAGUGGUGAAACAUGUUCUGUCAGAGUUGAAGGAACUCUCUUAUAGAUCCUUAAGUGAAGAUGUGAGUGACUCGGGAACAUCAAAGCCGUCAAAACCAUUACUUUUUUCUUCUGCCUCUGGUCAGAAUCAUAUACCUAUUGAACCAGACUAUAAAUUCAGUACAUUGCUAAUGAUGUUGAAAGAUAUGCAUGAUAGUAAGACCAAGGAGCAACGGUUAAUGACUGCUCAAAAUUUGGUCUCGUAUCGGAGUCCUGGUCUUGGAGACUGUUCUUCGAGUAGUCCUGUAGGUGCAUCUAAGGUCUUGGUUUCAGGAAGUUCCACUCACAGUUCAGAAAAAAAUGGAGAUGGCACUCAGAAAUCAGUCCGUCCUAGCCCUAGUGGGGGUGACUCUGCACUGUCUGGAGAAUUAUCUGUACCUGUACCUGGCUUAGUGUCUGACCGAAGAGAUGUCCCUGCUUCUAGUAAAAGUCAUUCAGACUGUGUUACUAGGCGCAACUGUGGGCGUUCAAAACCAUCAUCUAAAUUGCGAGAUAGUUUUGCAGCCCAGAUGGGAAGGAACACAUUGAACCGUAAAGCCUUAAAGACAGAGCGCAAAAGAAAACUCAGCCGACUUCCAGCUGUGACUCUUGAGGCUGCCCUGCAGGGAGACAGAGCAAGUGGAGAUUCAGAGAAUGGUUCCUCAAGAGGUGGGCUAGAAGACUCUGGUAAAGAAGAACCCCUUCAGUUAAUGGGCCAUUUAACAAGUGAAGACAGUGCCCAUUUUCCCAGUGUUCAUUUUGAUAACAAAGUCAACCAGCCUGACCCUGAUAAAAUUCCAGAGAAAGGCCCCUCUUUUGAAAACAGAAAAGGCCCAGAGUUGGAUAAUGAAAUGAACAGUGAGAAUGAUGAACCCAAUGGUGUAAAUCAAGCGGUGCCUAAAAAGCGGUGGCAGCGUUUAAACCAAAGGCGCACUAAACCUCGUAAGCGCACUAACAGAUUUAGGGAGAAAGAAAACUCUGAGGGUGCCUUUGGGAUUUUGCUUCCAUCUGACCCUGUAAAGAAGGGGGAUGAGUUCCCAGAGCAUAGACCCCCUACUUCAACAAACAUAAUAGAAGAUACACUGGCUGAUCCAAAUCAUACCAGCUGCUUAGAUUCAAUUGGACCACGGUUGAAUGUUUGUGAUAAAUCCAGUGCCAGCGUUGAAGAGAUGGAAAAAGAGCCGGGAAUUCCCAGUUUGACACCCCAACCUGAGCUCCCUGAACCAGCUGUGCGGUCAGAGAAGAAACGCCUUAGGAAGCCAAGCAAGUGGCUUCUGGAAUAUACAGAAGAGUAUGAUCAGAUAUUUGCUCCUAAGAAAAAACAAAAGAAGGUACAGGAACAGGUGCACAAGGUAAGUUCCCGCUGUGAAGAGGAAAGCCUUUUAGCCCGAUGUCGAUCUAGUGCUCAGAACAAGCAGGUGGAUGAGAAUUCUUUGAUUUCAACCAAAGAAGAGCCUCCAGUUCUUGAAAGGGAGGCUCCAUUUUUGGAAGGGCCCUUGGCUCAGUCAGAACUUGGAGGUGGACAUGCUGAGUUACCACAGCUGACCUUGUCUGUGCCUGUGGCUCCCGAAGUGUCUCCACGGCCUAUCCUUGAGUCUGAGGAGUUACUAGUUAAAACACCAGGAAAUUAUGAAAGUAAACGUCAAAGAAAACCAACUAAGAAACUUCUUGAAUCCAAUGAUUUAGACCCGGGAUUUAUGCCCAAGAAAGGGGAUCUUGGUCUUUCUAAAAAGUGUUAUGAAGCUGGUCAUUUGGAGAAUGACAGUGAAUCACGUGCUGCAUCUAGGGAGUACGGUGGAGGCGCUGCCAAGAUAUUUGAUAAACCAAGAAAGCGAAAACGACAGAGGCAUGCUACAGCCAAGGUGCAUUGUAAAAAAAUGAAAAAUGACGACUCUUCAAAAGAAACUCCAGGCUCAGAGGGAGAACUGAUGACACACCGAACGGCUGCAAGCCCCAAGGAGACUGUUGAGGAGAGUGUAGAGAACGAUCAUGGGAUGCCGGCAUCUAAAAAGCUGCAGGGCGAACGAGGCGGAGGAGCUGCACUCAAGGAGAAUGUUUGUCAGAACUGUGAGAAACUGGGUGAGCUGCUGUUAUGUGAGGCUCAGUGCUGUGGGGCUUUCCACCUGGAGUGCCUUGGAUUAACUGAAAUGCCAAGAGGAAAAUUUAUCUGCAAUGAAUGUCGCACAGGAAUCCAUACCUGUUUUGUUUGUAAGCAGAGUGGGGAAGAUGUUAAAAGGUGCCUUUUGCCCUUGUGUGGAAAGUUUUAUCAUGAAGAGUGUGUCCAGAAGUAUCCACCCACUGUCAUGCAGAACAAGGGCUUCCGGUGCUCCCUCCACAUCUGUAUAACCUGCCAUGCUGCUAAUCCAGCCAGUGUUUCUGCAUCUAAAGGUCGCCUGAUGCGCUGUGUCCGCUGCCCUGUGGCAUACCAUGCCAAUGACUUUUGCCUGGCUGCUGGGUCCAAGAUUCUAGCAUCUAAUAGUAUCAUCUGCCCUAAUCACUUUACACCUAGGCGGGGCUGCCGAAACCAUGAGCAUGUUAAUGUUAGCUGGUGUUUUGUAUGCUCAGAAGGAGGCAGCCUUCUAUGCUGUGAUUCUUGCCCUGCUGCUUUUCAUCGUGAAUGCCUGAACAUUGAUAUCCCUGAAGGAAACUGGUAUUGCAAUGAUUGUAAGGCAGGCAAAAAGCCGCAUUACAGGGAAAUUGUUUGGGUAAAAGUUGGACGAUACAGGUGGUGGCCAGCUGAGAUCUGCCAUCCUCGAGCUGUACCUUCCAAUAUUGAUAAGAUGAGACAUGAUGUGGGCGAGUUCCCUGUGCUUUUCUUUGGAUCUAAUGACUAUCUGUGGACGCAUCAGGCCCGAGUCUUUCCCUAUAUGGAGGGGGAUGUGAGCAGCAAGGAUAAGAUGGGCAAAGGAGUAGAUGGGACAUAUAAAAAAGCUCUUCAGGAAGCUGCAGCAAGGUUUGAAGAGUUAAAGGCCCAAAAAGAGCUCAGACAGCUGCAGGAAGACCGAAAGAAUGACAAGAAACCUCCGCCUUACAAACAUAUAAAGGUGAACCGUCCUAUUGGCAGGGUACAGAUCUUCACUGCAGACUUGUCUGAAAUUCCCCGUUGCAACUGUAAAGCUACUGAUGAUAAUCCCUGUGGGAUAGACUCUGAGUGCAUCAAUCGCAUGCUACUAUAUGAGUGCCACCCCACAGUGUGUCCUGCUGGAGGACGCUGCCAAAACCAGUGUUUCACUAAGCGCCAGUAUCCAGAGGUUGAAAUUUUCCGCACAUUACAGAGGGGUUGGGGUCUUCGGACUAAAACAGAUAUUAAAAAGGGUGAAUUUGUGAAUGAGUAUGUGGGUGAGCUAAUAGAUGAAGAAGAGUGCAGAGCUCGAAUCCGUUAUGCCCAGGAACAUGAUAUCACUAAUUUCUAUAUGCUUACCCUAGACAAAGACCGGAUCAUUGAUGCUGGUCCCAAAGGAAACUAUGCUCGGUUUAUGAAUCAUUGCUGCCAGCCCAACUGUGAAACACAGAAAUGGUCUGUGAAUGGAGAUACCCGUGUUGGCCUUUUUGCCCUGAGUGAUAUUAAAGCAGGCACUGAACUUACCUUCAACUACAACCUAGAAUGUCUUGGGAAUGGAAAGACUGUUUGCAAAUGUGGAGCCCCAAACUGUAGCGGCUUUUUGGGUGUAAGGCCAAAGAAUCAGCCGAUUGCCACAGAAGAAAAGUCAAAGAAAUUCAAGAAGAAGCAACAGGGGAAGCGCAGGACCCAGGGUGAAAUCACAAAGGAGAGAGAGGAUGAGUGUUUCAGCUGUGGGGAUGCUGGCCAGCUCGUCUCCUGUAAGAAGCCAGGCUGCCCAAAAGUUUACCACGCUGACUGUCUAAAUCUAACCAAGCGACCAGCAGGGAAAUGGGAGUGUCCUUGGCAUCAGUGUGACAUCUGUGGGAAGGAAGCAGCCUCCUUCUGUGAGAUGUGUCCCAGCUCCUUUUGUAAACAGCAUCGGGAAGGGAUGCUCUUCAUCUCCAAACUGGAUGGGCGUUUGUCUUGUACUGAGCAUGACCCCUGUGGGCCCAACCCUUUGGAACCUGGGGAGAUCCGUGAGUAUGUGCCUCCCCCAGUACCGCUGCCUCCAGGCCCAGGCACUCACCUGGCAGAGCAUUCAUCAGGAGUGGCUGCUCAGGGGCCCAAGAUGUUGGAUAAGCUGCCUGCUGACACCAACCAGACACUGUCACUGUCCAAAAAAGCUCUGGCAGGAACUUGUCAGAGGCCACUGCUGCCUGAAAGACCUCCUGAUAGAACUGACUCCAGGCCCCAGCCUGUAGAUAGGGUCAGGGACCUUGCUGGGUCGGGGACCAAACCCCAAUCCUUGGUAUCCAGCCAGAAGCCAUUGGACAGGCCACCUGCAGUGGCAGGACCAAGACCCCAACUAUCUGACAAACCCUCUCCAGUGACCGGUAUAAGCUCCUCACCCUCAGUCAGGUCUCAAUCACUGGAAAGACCUCUGGGGACAGCUGACCCAAGGCUGGAUAAAUCCAUAGGUGCUGCCAGCCCAAGGCCCCAGUCACUGGAGAAAACCCCAGGCCCUCCUGGCCUGAGACUUCCACCGCCAGACAGACUGCUUGUCACCAGCAGUCCCAAACCCCAGACUUCAGACAGGCCCCCAGACAAAUCCCAUGCUUCUUUGUCCCAGAGACUCCCACCUCCUGACAAAGUACUUUCAGCUGUGGUCCAGACCCUGGUAGCUAAAGAAAAAGCACUGAGGCCCGUGGACCAGAAUACUCAGUCAAAAAAUAGAGCUGCUUUGGUGAUGGAUCUCAUAGACCUAACUCCUCACCAGAAAGAGCGGGCUGCUUCACCUCAUGAGGUCACACCACAGGUUGAUGAGAAGAUGCCAGUGUUGGAGUCAAGCUCAUGGACUGCCAGUAAAGGUCUGGGGCAGAUGCCACGAGCUGUAGAGAGAGGCAGUAUGUCAGAUCCUGUCCUUCAGCCACCAGGGAAAACAGCCGUCCCUUCGGAGCACCCCUGGCAAGCGGUUAAAUCACUCACCCAGGCCAGACUUCUCUCUCAGCCUUCUGCCAAGGCUUUUUUAUAUGAGCCAACAACUCAGGCCUCAGGAAGAGCACCUGCAGGGGUGGAGCAGAUACCAGGGCCUCCCAGCCAAGCACCAGGCCUGGUGAAGCAGGUGAAGCAAAUGACCGGAGGCCAGCAACUACCUGGACUUGCUGCCAAGAGUGGGCAGUCCUUCAGGCCUCUUGGGAAGGCCCCAUCCACCCUCUGUACUGAAGAGAAGAAGUUGGCAACUGCAGAGCAGAGUCCCUGGGCCCUGGGAAAGUCCUCACCAGGGCCAGCGCUCUGGCCCAUGGUGGCUGGACAGACAAUAUCGCCGUCUUGCUGGUCCUCUGGGAACACACAGACAUUGGCACAGACUUGCUGGUCUCUUGGAAGAGGGCAAGACCCUAAACCAGAGCAAAAUACACUUCCAGCUCUUAACCAGGCUCCUUCCAGUCACAAGUGUGCAGAGUCAGAACAGAAGUAAUAUGAGUAAAUGUCACAUGACCAGACCAGCUGUCCCCAGGGUUCUUGGGAAAGGGAAAUUAUCUCUCUUUUCCCCUCUUAAAAAACAGACCCUCAACACUUUUCCACUGUUCUUCUUUCCUUAUAUCCCAACACUCAGAACUCUUGUGACAUUAGCCAGUGGGGGCAUGUGGUUGUGUAAACCAUGUACGGAAAUCCAAGUGGGCCCUAGCCAAGGAGACAGACAGACUUCGGUCUUUUUCCUCCAAUCUUUACACAUGGUAACUUGAAAUAAAAAGUCCACUCUGGAGUCAAG
Messenger RNA from Nyctereutes procyonoides (raccoon dog), 8598 nucleotides. It is a transcript of the gene NSD1, whose product is annotated as nuclear receptor binding SET domain protein 1. The coding region runs from base 208 to 8304 and encodes 2698 amino acids. Gene Ontology annotation, molecular function: protein binding; histone H3K36 methyltransferase activity. Gene Ontology annotation, biological process: regulation of DNA-templated transcription. The record is from RefSeq and is a predicted model, not a curated record. The transcript has 23 exons. Lineage: Eukaryota; Metazoa; Chordata; Mammalia; Carnivora; Canidae. Gene Ontology annotation, cellular component: nucleus; chromatin.